UCAACAGAGAACCACGGCAAGCGGCGAAAGUAACUAAACUAGCUCCGGCUUCCUUUCUUUAGAUCACUAUCACUCCAUACAUGUGAAACUGAAUAGGAGAAACCGGUGCUUGGAAACGCUGUCACGCUGUUACGUUGUCGCAGGUCGUGUGCGGCGGUGUUUUCAUUGGGCACGUCGGUGACUUGCUGCUUUACCUACUGUAGAAACGUUAGUUGGGGUGUAAAAUUGUGCCGUUAUCGCAAAUGGCGUCGCUGGAUGUGGCCGCUAUGCCGGCGUGGAUGCCUGCGAGCGACUUGGAAAGCGCUGCUUCUUUUGAUGUCUACACCGCAGCGAGUUUUGGCGACGUGUCGCGUCUGCGAGACCUCUUGAACACGAGGAGGGAUGCAGAUGCGCAAAAUCGUGGUGGCUGGACACCCCUGAUGUACGCUGCUUGCUCUGGCCAGAGGGCGAUCCUGCAGCUGCUACUAGAGCAGGGCGCCAGUGUGAAUCUGCACGGUGGCAGGCAUAAACGCACGGCCACCAUAGUUGCAGCCAUGUAUGGACGCCAACAGUGCAUUGCCCUUCUUCAUCAGCACGGUGCCGACCUUGAGCUGAGGGACCAUGAAGACCGCACGGCUCUGUUCCAUGCUGCUGCCUUGGGCCACGCUGCAGUGGUGCAACUCCUAGUCGACCUUGGAGCCAGCAUCAACUGCGUAGAGCGCUUCAGUGGGCACAGUCCUUUGAGCAUAGCCACAGACCAGAACCAUGACAAUGUGGUGGAGAUCCUUCUGAAUGCCGGCUCGAGAUUCUCACAACCAGCAACGAAUGGGAACACCUUGCACCCUGCCCGCCAGAACAAUAUUCCCAAAACGUCACCUUGUGGUCGAGCCAGGUGCCCUGAAGUAGAGAGCCUGGUUCGUCGUUGUGCCAAUUUAGCUGUGGAAGGAACAUCGCCACGUCCUAGUCUGAACCUGCCUCCCAAGUCGGCUGUUCGUGACCUUGCUGACUUCCUCAGUCACUUUGGCCUGUCCAAGUAUGUGCCAAUGUUGGAGGCUCAGGGUAUUGACCUUGACCAGUUCCUGGCAUUUGGCGAGGCCCAACUUGAGCAGGCAGGCAUACGCCUUGUUGGCCCAAAAAGGAAAAUGGCCAUCGCAAUUUCGUGCUGGAAUGAACGAGAACGCCAGCAAGCAGAACACAAAGGAACAGUACAGAAAGCAUUGCGAUGACUUGCCUCUGCUGCAGACAAUACCCAUUUGGAGCCCUUGCUUUGCUGUCCAAUUUUUAAGUGCCUUACCAGAAAAUUUUGCUGUUUACUGUAACUUAUCUAGGGAGCGCUACCUAGAGGUCUACUGCAAACAUAUUUUUGGAAGUGUUCAGUAGGUAGUAGGGAUAUGUGCAAAUUAAAUGUUGUGAUACGAUGGUGUUGAAGGUGAACCACCCUCACUACAGCAUCCAAGCGGUUCUCCUACACUGUCUCGACCAAUGUCUGCAAGUGAUGAUCUUUUCCUUUUUUUCUCCCACAAUGAAGCCAAGAGUUAAGGUCACGAUUAUGUCAAAGUCAAAGAGUUUAUUCAGACAACGUAUGGUACAGUUAGUUGCCUAGGGCGCAGACCAAAAGGCAAGUUGAUGCCUGACAAGGCGUCUGCGCCUUUCUUGCUCCCAUUGGAGAGCACAAUUAAGACAUUCAGCGCAUAAAAUAAAUACUAAACGAGAUGGAAAUACAGAGUGGUUGGUUAACAUUGAAACUGGAGUUAUUUCACAUUGAACAUUUAUGUACAAUCGGGAAAAUACUGUAAGAAACAACAGAAAAAAAAGCAAAAGGAGUGGUCAUGUAACGAGCCGUGCCUUCUGUAACGAGCCCUGUCUUAUUUUUUCUCUCUUGCUCGUUAUUCUUUGCUGUGCAGCAUACAGGCCCUUUUUGUGAAGUAGUUUGCUCUAGAGGAACAAGAUGCCGUUUCUGGCGACUUGCAAUCAAUUGCCUCAGUCGUGUGAAAGCGCACAAAUGUGAAACCAUUACCGUUUCUACACCGCUACUGUGGGAUCAGCUCUCGGAAAUGCAACUGGGUGAUUGCUAACCCGCUGUAUUCUAUUCAUUCUGCAAAUGUAGACCAAAAGAGGGAAGACGUGUGCCGUAUUAGGUUGCAAAAAUAGUGACUGGUAUGUAAAGAAUGGAAUGAAUAUGUGUGGUCGAGUUCACGGACUGCUGCUACACAAGGACUGCCUGUGUUGCUGGCCCUUUGCGAUGAAUAAAAAAAUGUAUCUCAUCUGCCAGCGCUGUAUCGUUAAGCUCCAAGCAAACGAGUUCAAACCCGGAACAUUGGCAAAGGUGAGUCACUCGCUACACAGUGACAAAAGGAGUAGCACCGCUUCCUGGCAUAGUAAGUUUCUCGCAUGUCAUCUACGCACAUCCACCCCAACUCACACGCAAACUUAUGCCCACUCUAUCGCGCACAUACCAGCAAUAAGUCAAUAGAAUGAAUGUGCCGAUGCAGGGGUCACAACCAUAGGCGCAGACUACCGAGGGGGGGGGGGGGGGAGGCUCCGAGGCCCGAGUCCAGAAGAUUUCGGGAGAGAGGCAUCGCCCCCCCCCCCAGGCGAUGCCGAAGCCUACCCCACCCCUCUCUAAACUGUCAUUACCAGAGUUCUGUUACCUACAUCACUUGCGGUUUCUUUUGAGUUGCCUCUACCUUCUCACUUAAAAUUGUGGCUAAAAAGCUUACUGCAUCAGUGCUGGCGCCGACGUGCACGGCUUUUAAUUUAUACUUUCGCUUUAUUUCUGCCAAUCCUGACAAUAGGGGGACAAAAGCAUUAGAAGGAUCAGCCUCGUAUAAUUCAUCCGUACUUUUUCAUUUGAACAUUUCUUUAAAAUUUGCACUGUGAACACUAUGCAGACACAGUAUGUUUAAGUAUAUAUACACAGGACAAGGCUUAUAUUUUUAAAGAGAAGGAGGUAGCCAACUAUUUUUAAUGGUAUGGAUAGCCGAUGCCUAGAGUACGAGUAGUGACACGUGUACCUAUUUAUCCUUUUCUCGGGAACUGCAUUUCACCCACUAACAACUUGAGGAUAUAGUAAGACGCGCCCGCAUGAUUACAACUUACUGGGCGUUAUCACUGGUUCUAUUCGUUGUUUGUUGUCACCGAACCUCGUGUAAUGUGAUUGUGUGCGCGACGCCAAUUGUGUAGUACCUUCUGGAAAAUACGCGGCACUAGCGAUUUCAGCAAUUACUCUGGAACCUUCGAUGGCUCGUGUAUAAAAGCCGAAGCGCUUGACCCGCAGAUUAGAUUCCGACGAUUGCCGACUGCGUUCCGACUGCUAUCGUGCCUGUUUGUGUAGCUGUUUGUGGGCAGUGUAGCCUGUUUUUGUUAGCACAGGUUCGCCCAAUAAAACAAGUUUCUUCAUUCACA
Dermacentor andersoni is the source of this 3384-nucleotide messenger RNA. Its product is annotated as ankyrin repeat and SOCS box protein 16-like. Lineage: Eukaryota; Metazoa; Arthropoda; Arachnida; Ixodida; Ixodidae. The record is from RefSeq and is a predicted model, not a curated record. Gene Ontology annotation, molecular function: protein binding.